CGCGCUCGUACUGGAGAGAAGAGCGGCCUCCGGAAGGAGGGGAAGGGACGUGGGGGCGGCCACGGCAGCAAACUUUUAAGAACUCUGAACAGAGGCCAGUAAUUUUGGAGACAGCACCUCGGUCUGAAAGUGACAGAUGUCUCUGUCGUUGCUGAGUAUGGGCCAGGUUGUGAGGUUUGUAAACCGGGGAUGAGGAACUGAGCAGGGCCGGAGUGUCCCAUUUUUCCUUUUCUCGUUUUCAUGGGGAGUUACAAGUUAGACAUUUAUGCUGCUGCUUUGUCUCCACCUACAAUGGUUCAGCUCCUUUUGGCACAAAGAUUCAACAAACUGAGGAGUAACUUAAUAGCUGUGUCCAGAUUCCAAAAGCUUCUAUACGAAGAUCAUGAGAAGAGAUGGCCCAGAUGUCAGGGUUAACCUCCAUUUCAGCUAAUCAUGGGAGAGAUUAAAGUCUCUCCUGAUUAUAACUGGUUUAGAGGUUCAGUUCCCCUUAAAAAGAUUAUCGUAGAUGAUGAUGACAGUAAGAUAUGGUCGCUCUAUGACGCGGGUCCCCGAAGUAUCAGGUGUCCUCUCAUAUUCCUGCCUCCUGUCAGUGGGACUGCAGAUGUCUUUUUCCGGCAGAUUUUGGCUCUGACUGGAUGGGGUUACCGGGUUAUCGCUUUGCAGUAUCCAGUUUAUUGGGACCAUCUCGAAUUCUGUGAUGGAUUCAGAAAACUUUUAGACCAUUUACAAUUGGAUAAAGUUCAUCUUUUUGGCGCUUCUUUGGGAGGCUUUUUGGCCCAGAAAUUUGCUGAAUACACUCACAAAUCUCCAAGAGUCCAUUCCCUCAUCCUCUGCAAUUCCUUCAGUGACACCUCUAUCUUCAACCAAACUUGGACUGCAAAUAGCUUUUGGCUGAUGCCAGCAUUUAUGCUCAAAAAGAUAGUUCUUGGAAACUUUUCAUCUGGCCCAGUGGACCCUAUGAUGGCUGAUGCCAUUGAUUUCAUGGUAGACAGGCUAGAAAGUUUGGGUCAGAGUGAACUGGCUUCAAGACUUACCUUGAAUUGUCAAAAUUCUUAUGUGGAACCCCAUAAAAUUCGGGACAUCCCUGUAACCAUUAUGGACGUGUUUGAUCAGAGUGCACUUUCAACUGAAGCUAAAGAAGAAAUGUACAAGCUGUAUCCUAAUGCCCGAAGAGCUCACCUUAAAACAGGAGGCAAUUUCCCAUACCUGUGCAGAAGUGCGGAGGUGAAUCUUUAUGUACAGAUACAUUUGCUGCAAUUCCAUGGAACCAAAUAUGCGGCCAUUGACCCAUCAAUGGUCAGUGCCGAGGAGCUUGAGGUGCAGAAAAGCAGCCUCGGCAUCAGCCAGGAGGAACAAUAGUUGUGUUUCUUGCUGUCAAUGAUGAGUUGACCCGGUGUGUUCUCAUACAGUCCGUGGCAUCAGCGUCCACCAGCUGGCCUUUUCCUUCAGGUUCGUCAGGCUCACCGGUUCUCACUGUGUCUGGGAAGUAGGACUAAUGGUCAUAUUCAUGACAGGUGGCAGCUCCACUAAGCCCAUGUAACUGUUCCCUCUUCGGUUUUCUUAGCUUUUGAAUUUGAAGAAGUACUUUUGAAGACUCCUGUUUUAAGAACUGUGCAAAUUUUGCUACCAAAAGUCUUCAUCACUGUGUUCUUAAGUGAAUGUUAACUUCUGAGGUUUGGGACUUUGUGGGACGUUUUCUUCUUUUCUUUUCCUUUCUUCUUUCUUUCUUUUCUUUUCUUUCUUUUUUUUUUUUUUUAAAUGUUUGCUGCCAAUGCUGCAUCCAGGUUGCAUAUCAGUUCAUUGAGUAUGUUAUGCUUUCUUGGAUAUAACGUUAUCAGCGUGCCAUGGCUAUCACCCCACUGUUUGCUCUCCUGCAAAUCAAGUGCUUUUAAUUUACACUUAAGCAAAUUGUUUUGAGUGUUAGCUACUGUCUUUCUAGAUAUUACAGUCAUUUGGAAUAAAAAUUCAAUUUCA
This is a messenger RNA of Saimiri boliviensis boliviensis (Bolivian squirrel monkey), 1974 nucleotides long. It is a transcript of the gene SPG21, whose product is annotated as SPG21 abhydrolase domain containing, maspardin. Gene Ontology annotation, cellular component: cytosol; trans-Golgi network transport vesicle. Gene Ontology annotation, molecular function: CD4 receptor binding. The record is from RefSeq and is a predicted model, not a curated record. Lineage: Eukaryota; Metazoa; Chordata; Mammalia; Primates; Cebidae.